AUGAGCACCGCCGACAGCUUCCUCCCGCCCGCGCUGAGCGCGGAGAGCAUCACCGCAUUAAUCCACUCCCUCUCCCUCCCCACCCCGACCAGCAUCACCCCCCUCGAAGUAAGAGCCGCCUUCCACUCAAUCUACCUCAUCACCUUCGCCGCAUCACCCCCGACAAACAUCCCCGCCCGCCCCAACCCCGACGGCAGCACGACGCUUGUCCUCCGCGUCUCCGGGCGCCAACUCCCGCGCAUCAAGACCCUCAACGAAGUAGGCGUCAUGAGCUGGGUCCGGACACACACCACCAUCCCCGUGCCCGCCAUCAUCCACUACGACGCGACCGAAACCAACCCGAUCGGCCACGAAUUCACGCUCCUCGAAAAAGCCCCCGGCGUCAGCCUCGACACGAUCUACCCCAGUUUAUCGGAGUCGACCAAGACCCAACUCGUCCGGCAGCUGGCCGCGUACCUGAUCGAACUGCACACCCACCCCUGGACAGACGGAUACGUGGGGGGUCUCACCCUCUCCGCGUCCGGCGCCGUCGCGCGGGGCCCGCCCAUCGACGAAACCUACUGGCAGAAGCCCGACCUGGAGAAAUACUGGUCUCCAUCAAUCAUUGUCUCGGGAACAGAAACAGAACCAACGGACGGGACGAUCAGUCUGGAGACGCUCAACCCCACCCCGCCCGCCGGAUUCCCAAACUACGUGGCGUUCACCGUCGGCUGUCUGGACCGGUACCUCGACGCCAUCGCCAUCCACCCCGCCCUCCAGCCCUACCGGGACCUGGUCCCGCGCGUCCGCGCCUUCAGGGCAGCGGUGCAGCGGCCCGAGUGCGCGGCCCGGCUGAACGAUGUGCCCUAUGUGCUUGCGCACAAGGACCUCCACUGCGCGAAUAUCAUGUGCGAUCCGACGCGGCCGGGCUGUCCGAUUACCGCGGUGCUGGAUUGGGAGUUUAGCGGGGUGGUGGCGGCGCCGCGGUGGAAUCCGGUGAGGGCGUUUCUGUGGAAUGCGAGGGACGGGGCGGAGGAUAAGGCGGAGCGGGAUCGGUUGGAGGCUGUGUUUGAGGAGGUGUUGGGGCGGGAGAUGGGGGCGGAGUGGGUGUUGGCGGAGAUGCAGUGGAAGAGUCCGUUGCAGGAGGAGGUGCAGAGGGUCGUGAAUCACUUGCGCGCGAUUGUCGAGGUUGUUCCCCGCGGGCAGGCCGGGGAGAGAGCUGGGCAGUGGAGGAGGGUUGUGGAGGAGGGGAUGGCUUGUGUGGAAGGUGGGAUGUUGAGCUAG
Messenger RNA from Aspergillus japonicus CBS 114.51, 1263 nucleotides. RefSeq names its product phosphotransferase family protein. The record is from RefSeq and is a predicted model, not a curated record. The coding region runs from base 1 to 1263 and encodes 420 amino acids. NCBI's taxonomy places the organism in Eukaryota, Fungi, Ascomycota, Eurotiomycetes, Eurotiales, Aspergillaceae. The transcript has a single exon.